Molecule: messenger RNA, 3112 nt
Organism: Echinops telfairi (small Madagascar hedgehog)
Lineage: Eukaryota; Metazoa; Chordata; Mammalia; Afrosoricida; Tenrecidae
Gene: KCNA2
Product: potassium voltage-gated channel subfamily A member 2
Exons: 2
Coding region: 536-2035 (499 amino acids)
Biological process (GO): potassium ion transmembrane transport; protein homooligomerization
Cellular component (GO): membrane; dendrite; voltage-gated potassium channel complex
Molecular function (GO): protein binding; delayed rectifier potassium channel activity
Source: RefSeq, a predicted model, not a curated record
GUUCCACCUCGCUGCAGUUUUUUCCAGGCAACGUCACAUCUCCUGAGGACAGCCUGGAGGAGUCCCGCUUUUGCUGAGCUCUGCAUCUUGCCUUCUUCCUUCCAGGGGCUCCAGACCCGAGCUCGGCCGUGUGAGGAGUCCUGCGUGCCCCUGACCAGGCACCCCACUGCUCCUCCAGCCCAACCCAGUCCUGGAGCUCACCUCCAGGACCUGGAGCCUGCCCUCCUGCCCAGAAUGACUCACCAUUAUUUCUAGCUCGCUUGGGUGAAAAGACGAGACAAGAGGAGUGGAGCCGCCGGCAUGUGUAUCUAGGAUUCCUCCUCAUCUGCUCUGCUUGGCAAGAAGGAGAGCUUCGGAGACCUGCCUCUUCAGCCCGGCGAGGCUGUCUGUCCAGCUCUCAGGGAGCCUUCGGGGUUCUCCAGCAGGAGCCCAGGCCAAUGCUACUGUGCUGGCCGGGGCCCUUAGCAGCACCCUGAGCACCCCGCCACCAGGCAGCUGGAAGGUGUAGCGAGAGGCGAUUCUCUCAGACCCAAUUAUGACAGUGGCCACCGGAGACCCAGCAGACGAGGCUGCCGCCCUCCCCGGGCACCCGCAGGACUCCUAUGACCCGGAAGCAGACCACGAAUGCUGUGAGAGAGUGGUCAUCAACAUCUCGGGGCUGCGCUUUGAGACGCAGCUCAAGACUUUAGCCCAGUUUCCAGAGACCCUCUUAGGGGACCCCAAGAAGCGGAUGAGGUACUUUGACCCCCUCCGAAACGAGUACUUUUUUGACCGGAACCGCCCAAGUUUCGAUGCCAUCUUGUACUACUACCAGUCCGGGGGCCGGUUGAGGCGUCCUGUAAAUGUGCCCUUGGACAUAUUCUCUGAAGAGAUCCGGUUCUAUGAGCUGGGGGAGGAAGCGAUGGAGAUGUUCCGGGAAGAUGAAGGCUACAUCAAGGAGGAAGAGCGCCCACUGCCUGAGAACGAGUUUCAGAGACAGGUGUGGCUCCUCUUUGAAUACCCCGAGAGCUCGGGGCCCGCCAGGAUUAUCGCCAUCGUGUCCGUCAUGGUGAUCUUGAUCUCCAUCGUCAGCUUCUGCCUUGAAACGCUGCCGAUAUUCCGCGAUGAAAACGAAGACCUGCAUGGGGGGGGCAUGACCUUCCACACCUACUCCAACAGCACCAUCGGGUACCAGCAGUCCACUUCCUUCACCGACCCGUUCUUCAUCGUGGAGACCCUCUGCAUCAUCUGGUUCUCCUUUGAGUUCUUGGUGCGGUUCUUUGCCUGUCCCAGCAAGGCUGGCUUCUUCACCAACAUCAUGAACAUCAUUGACAUUGUGGCCAUCAUCCCGUACUUCAUCACCCUGGGGACGGAGCUGGCCGAGAAGCCGGAGGAUGCCCAGCAGGGCCAGCAGGCCAUGUCACUGGCCAUCCUCCGUGUCAUCCGCUUGGUAAGAGUCUUUAGGAUUUUCAAGUUGUCCAGACACUCCAAAGGUCUCCAGAUUCUCGGUCAGACCCUCAAAGCCAGCAUGCGAGAGCUGGGCCUCCUGAUCUUCUUCCUCUUCAUCGGGGUCAUCCUUUUCUCGAGUGCAGUUUAUUUUGCAGAGGCCGAUGAGCGAGAGUCCCAGUUCCCCAGCAUCCCGGAUGCCUUCUGGUGGGCAGUCGUCUCCAUGACAACUGUAGGCUAUGGAGACAUGGUUCCAACUACCAUUGGGGGGAAGAUCGUGGGCUCCCUGUGUGCGAUUGCAGGUGUGUUGACCAUUGCCUUACCGGUCCCCGUCAUUGUGUCCAACUUCAACUACUUCUACCACCGGGAGACAGAGGGAGAGGAGCAGGCCCAGUACUUGCAAGUGACCAGCUGCCCAAAGAUCCCAUCCUCCCCUGACCUCAAGAAAAGCAGAAGUGCCUCUACCAUUAGUAAGUCUGACUACAUGGAGAUCCAAGAGGGCGUGAACAACAGUAACGAGGACUUUAGAGAAGAGAGCUUGAAAGCAGCCAACUGCACUUUGGCUAACACAAACUAUGUGAAUAUUACCAAAAUGUUAACGGACGUCUGACGGAAACCCGCUCACAUCCUCACAGCCCAGCGGAAGGGAUGCAGACAUCGCACCGGAGCCCCGUGCGCCUCACAGUGUGGCUCUGGUUCUGCAUGGAGAGCAAUAGUCGUACAAGUGGCUUUCGCUCUUAGGACUUUUGCUUUAGGACACCGAAUACCUAUCCUUGGCUUUCACGCAAGUCUUCAUCACCGGCUAGUGGGUUUCCAAAGACCGCAGUCACCCGUGGCGUGAGGCUUCAGGAAGGCACGGGGAACGCUGGCUACCCCAUGCCAGCGAGGCGACCCACUUCAUCAGUGCCCCCUGUCCUCCCGCAUGAAGUGUCCUCCACCUCCCAUUCUGAGCGCAAGCCCUCUUCACAGAGGAGGGGAAGGGGCUGGGGGGAGGGGAGACAUUAUCAUGGUUUUCCUUUCAGGCUCUAGUAAUGAUUCAAAAGGUCAUCCCCCCCUCCCUCUUUUUUUGCGUUGAAAAGAACACACAGUCCUGUGUGUUGGAAUGAGUGUCUGUGUCGCAGGCUGGGGUGUGUGAAUUGCAGUUGCCAAGCCGAUGCUCCGGAGGCUUGUGUUUCGUAAUGGGAAAUGCUGCAUUCGGCUUUUUCUCUGCAGUGUCAGUGUGAGGGAAGCCCGGAGGAGCGACAGUGCAGACGACCAAUCAGGAGUUGUCAAGUUUCCUGAGACCCACAGGGAGACACUGGCACACCUAGGGAGCUGGCGGCUUUAGAUUUCACCCCCAUUGUUUUUCAGGCUUCAGGGUCACAACAAAAACAAAAACAAACCCAUGGCUGAUUCUUUCAUGGCACUGGGGUUUGCAGCCGCCUGCCGUCCUAGUGCCAUGGCCUGGGCCGCACUGACACUGCAGUGGAAUCUACCAGUGAUGCAAUCAAGCUGCAUGGAUGUUUGUUGCAUGAAUCUCACUAUGUACAACACAGGAGAUAACCUAUUUUCUUAGGAGCCUACACAGUAUUCAGACUUAGAGUAUUAAUCGUCUUGGAAUGACUUUGAACUAGGAUUUUCUUUUCUUUUUUUCUCCUUUUCCCCCCAUUGGAGGGCAAAAGCUGUCAAUCAGGGAAAUAUAUAUAGA